Messenger RNA from Drosophila obscura, 1352 nucleotides. RefSeq names its product actin-like protein 53D (gene Arp53D). The transcript has 2 exons. Gene Ontology annotation, biological process: mitotic cytokinesis. The coding region runs from base 54 to 1313 and encodes 419 amino acids. The record is from RefSeq and is a predicted model, not a curated record. NCBI's taxonomy places the organism in Eukaryota, Metazoa, Arthropoda, Insecta, Diptera, Drosophilidae.
AAUGAUAUUCGUUCACCAGUAUUGACGAAAAACAAACACUAGAACCACACCAGAUGUCCGAAUCUGAUACUCCCUUUCAAAUUAAGAUCGAUCUGGCCGACAAGAAGGUACAGCAAAUUCUCCAAAAAUAUCUAAACUUUCCUCUUGCAGCACCGAUGGCUCAAGAGGUAUUCAGCACGCCGAUCAUCAUCGACAAUGGGUCGGGCGUGUGCAAGGCUGGCUUCAGCCACGACAAGAAGCCGAGAGUGGUUUUCCCCGCCGUCGUUGGGCGGCCACGCCACCAGAACGUCCUGCUGGACUGCCGCAUCGUGGACGCCAUUGGGGAUGUGGCGAUCAGCAAGCGGGGCAUGCUAACCCUGAAGUACCCCAUUGAGCACGGUGUGGUCACCAAUUGGGAGGACAUGGAGAAGAUAUGGAAGCACACGUACUACCUGCUCGACGUCGAUCCGGGGGAGUCUCCCGUGCUGCUCACCGAGGCACCGCUCAACCCGCGGGCGAACCGCGAGAAGAUGGCGGAGAUCAUGUUCGAGCACUUCGAUGUGCCGGCCCUAUACGUGGCCAUACAGGCGGUGCUUUCGCUCUACGCCACCGGACGCACCACAGGGCUGGUGCUCGACUCCGGCGACGGUGUCACCCACACGGUGCCCAUCUACGAGGGCUACUCCAUAUCGCAUGGCUGCAAGCGCCUGGAUCUGGCUGGCCGGGAUCUCAGCGAGUACCUGUGCAAGCUGCUCACGGAGCGUGGCCUGAAGAUGACCACCAGUGCCGAGCAGGACAUUGUGCGCGACAUAAAGGAGAAGCUCUGCUACGUUUCCCUUAACUACAAUCGCGAAUUGAUGGAGCAAUCGCACGGACUGGAGCCGGACUUGACUGCUGGUCGCUCCGAAGAAGGAGCGGAGAUCUACGAGAUGCCCGAUGGCCAGAAGAUCAAGCUGGGCAGCGAGCGAUUCCGUUGCCCGGAGGCCCUGUUCCAGCCCAGUCUGCUGGGCCUCCAGAUAGAGGGUGUGCACGAGGCCACCUACAAGUCGAUCCUCAAGUGCGACAUUGACCUGCGCCGGGACAUGUACGAGAACAUUGUGCUCUCGGGCGGCACCACCAUGUUCCCCAACAUUGGGGAGCGCCUGCAGCAGGAGAUCGCCCUGAUGGCGCCGCCCAGCACCAGGAUCAAGAUCAAAGCCUGUCCCGAGCGUCGGUUCGCCGUCUGGCUGGGCGGCUCGGUGCUGGCCUCCCUCAGCAGCUUCCAGGACAUGUGGAUCAACAGGUCGGAGUACGAGGAGGUGGGCGCCAGCAUUGUGCAUCGCAAGUGCUUCUAAAUCUUAAACAAUGUGGCGUGUGGCGGCGGCGGGGUGGGG